Messenger RNA from Aspergillus eucalypticola CBS 122712, 343 nucleotides. RefSeq lists its product as uncharacterized. Lineage: Eukaryota; Fungi; Ascomycota; Eurotiomycetes; Eurotiales; Aspergillaceae. The transcript has a single exon. The coding region runs from base 62 to 244 and encodes 60 amino acids. The record is from RefSeq and is a predicted model, not a curated record.
CACACACAGCAUCAUCUGCGGUAUUAAUGACAAUCCACCACUCAAUCUCUAUGGCCAAGAAAUGGGGCUGGGAGGGGGGAGACUCAAUAAAACUUCUUUUCCCUCUAUAGUUCUAGUAUUAGUUUUACUGCUAAACUGCUAUAGAUACAAAUUUUUCUGGGACGAAUCUUACACGCCCACCGACAAAACCCAACCGUCGCACAGACUGAACACGCACUCAUGCAUCCACAGCUUAGUUAAUUAGUUAGUUAGUAGUUACCCAGGUGGUUGUAGUGGUGGCAAUUCGGGGGAACUACACCGUUUGUGUGUGGUGGCACUUCGGUUUUACCUCACAGGAAGUUAC